AUGUCUUCCCAACAAGCUUACUACAAUAAGGGCUAUAAAAAAUCCAUUUCGGAUACACACGCCACCAGAACUGUGGACAAUUCAGUCAGAUACAUCACCAAAGUACUUAAGCCUGAAUUCAAAGUGUUGGAUGUUGGUUGUGGUCCAGGAUCUAUUACUAUUGACAUUGCCAAGAAUUACUUAACUGAAGGUGGGUCGAUUAUUGGUGUUGAGCCAACCAAAGAAAUCAUUGAUACUGCCAACAAUUUGAAACAAUCAAUUGCUGCUGAUCUCGACAACAUUUCAUUCCAAAUUGGAUCAAUUUACAAUUUGCCCUUUGAAGACAAUACUUUUGAUUUAGUCCAUGCACACCAAGUUAUUGUUCAUUUGGAAGAUCCCAUAAAGGCAUUGAAGGAAUUGGCAAGGGUUGCCAAACCAGGAAAGUUUGUCACUGUGAAAGAUGGUGAUUUGGAGUCAAUGAUUUUUGACCCACCCAAAUACGAUGUGCUUGGAAAGUAUAACAUCAUGAGUGCUAAGAAUAGGGGAUCAACUGAUGUGAAAUCUGGCAGAAAGUUACUCAGAAGAGCAAUCGAAGCUGGUUAUAAAUCCAGCAACAUCACCACGUCUUCAUCGACAAUGUUAUUCACGGGAGUUGAAAAGGAGAAGCGCGUUUGGGGUGAAUUGCUCAUCAAGAGGGUGGAAGGCGGAGGUGAAGUUUUAGUAGCAGAUGAUGAGAAAAAGAACGAGGAGCUCAAACAAGAAGUAGUCAAGACACUAAAAGAGUGGAAAGAUGAUGAGACAUCGCUUUGGAGUGCAGUCAACUUCGAAAUUACCUACAAAAAGCCAGAAUAG
This is a messenger RNA of Lodderomyces parapsilosis, 831 nucleotides long. RefSeq lists its product as uncharacterized. The transcript has a single exon. Lineage: Eukaryota; Fungi; Ascomycota; Pichiomycetes; Serinales; Debaryomycetaceae. Gene Ontology annotation, molecular function: methyltransferase activity. The coding region runs from base 1 to 831 and encodes 276 amino acids. The record is from RefSeq and is a predicted model, not a curated record.